CGAUGAAAACAAAACGACAAGGUGGAAUGAAAAGAGCUCGCGUAAAUGCGAAAAAAUAAAUCGAAAAACGCACAAGUAAACAUUAAUUUUUAAGGAAAACUUCCUCAGAUACCAACAAUGGCGCUGCUGCUGGUGCACCUGCGACGCCUCAUUCUCCUGCUGACCGUCGUCUACCUGAGCGGAGCGGUAUUCCGCCGCCUUCUCACCGAGCGGCGCCACGCCCACGUCCUGCAGGCGAAUGGGUACAUGGGAUUCGGACGUCUCCGAGGAGGCGGAGGAUCCAAAGAGCCAUACCACUUUCAGUGGUGGGCCUACAUCUAUACCUGCUAUGCCUACGCCGUGCUAAUCAACUACGUUAGCACGCGUCGCAUUACCAACCUGAUUGAGUUCUUUUUGCAGUGAAUUUAGAGGUUUUUGUUAAAUAAUUUAGUGAAAACUAAAACGAUUAUUUUCCCUAAUCAAAAUAUAAUUUAAUUAGUACUUUUUAGGCUUAUAUUUUCCUGAUGUUUCUUUUCAAGCCCACCUGUAUCUUUGUGAUUAUAUAUUUAUAUUUUAAAAGUAACCAAAACAAUUUCUUAUUUAUUACAAGCAUGUUAUUUAAUAGCAGAUCAGAUUUAAUUGAACGUUGUUCUUAUAUGUUGGGUAUAUUGUAUUUGUUGAAAAGUAAAAAGUAGAUGAA
Molecule: messenger RNA, 679 nt
Organism: Drosophila elegans
Lineage: Eukaryota; Metazoa; Arthropoda; Insecta; Diptera; Drosophilidae
Exons: 2
Coding region: 118-402 (94 amino acids)
Source: RefSeq, a predicted model, not a curated record